Messenger RNA from Dentiscutata erythropus, 710 nucleotides. The record is from the annotation of a GenBank genome assembly. Lineage: Eukaryota; Fungi; Glomeromycota; Glomeromycetes; Diversisporales; Gigasporaceae.
UUUUUCCAGGAGUUCUUACUGAGAAUCAUGCUGGGGAACAUGUUAAUGGUUCAAAUCUUGGUCAAUUAUUUUAUGCUAGCUAUGUGGAUCAGCAAUUUGUGAUUAGUCGAAAUAUACUAAGCACUACAAAUUUGGCAUCAAAUAUAUGGAUAUUUCAACCUGCCGCUGUUCCAAAUGUCACCACCACCGAUAAUUCUUAUCCUCAAUUUAAUGUCUUAAAGUUUUCCAAUACAUAUAAAGCUCAAUGGAGAAUUGAUGGUUCUGAUAAAGUUCGAACGGCUGACGCCGAUAUGAUAAUCAUAUCAGUCAAUUCAACAGAUUCAUCAAGCAUAGACAUUGGAGUUUACAUAUCUACUGGUUACCAACGUCCAACUAAAGACGAUAGUGCCAAAUUUCUUACUAUUAUAAAUAGUACUGUUACAGACGGAUUCACUCAAGCGGAAUUUAAACGUCCCUUAAUGCACCUAAUCGAAAACCAAUUACUGCUUCUUCACCAUCGUAACCUUCAAAUUCUUGGCGCCAUUUGUGUUGGAAUAUUUGGAGCUGUAGCGAUGUCUUCAGCUACAAUACAUUUUAGAGUUCCUAAUGGAAUAGUGAUAAAUGGACCUAAUAGACAACUUUACAGUAGAAUUCCUGAAAAAAUUUAUGAAUUACUCCCUACUAAUACAUUGGAAGAAUUCUGCACCACUACAGAAUUUAAACCAGAAUAG